Molecule: messenger RNA, 3465 nt
Organism: Coregonus sp. 'balchen'
Lineage: Eukaryota; Metazoa; Chordata; Actinopteri; Salmoniformes; Salmonidae
Source: the annotation of a GenBank genome assembly
AUGAAAAAGUACUUUGGGGAAAUGGUAAGUAUCAUGCUUCCCUCAACACACAUUUUUAUUAGCGGAUAAGGUUUUCCCAAAGCUUCCAAGUUCUUAUGCUAUGCGUCAUAUCAUCACCUUUUUACUGCUUUUCUGACACUUCCAUGACUGUAAUUUAGCUUUCCUAUUCCUUUUCUACUAAAGGAGGUGCUGCAUUUUAUGAAAGUUUGAAGGAGCACAUUCUGUCAGGAGAUAUUGACAGGGAACAACUAUCCUCUUCAGCACCCAGAGAAACCAGGCAGCGCCAUACUGUACUGUGAAGACCAUAAGAAGGGAAUUACUGAUUGUGAGUACAGCAUGAAGCACAGCAUUGUUCAGUUGUAUAUUGCUGAGUGCUGACCAAAUCUAAAAAUGUACCUCUUGAAAUGUCACAGAUUUAGUCAUAAGCAUGCUUUUACAUGCUUGGUAUAGGCAAUAGAUCCAAUAGGCUGUGACUAAAUGUAUGAUUAAUUUCCCUAGGACUGGCCUACUUUGGGUAUUGUAGUCAACAUGGGCCUGUUCUUCGUGCUCUGUUCAUCAUUCCCCAUCAUGCCAGAAUAGGGCAUACUUCAGCUUUAUCAUGUAUUUGCAUUCAGGGCUACUCUGUUUUACUCCUAAAUUGGCAACUUUUGUCUUGUGUGUUUUGUUUCUGGGUAAAAAAAAAGCUUUAAAGAGGAUUUUCUGUCAGUGUGGGGCCACUUACUACGCAAGAAGGAGUGUAACUACCACUUUGGGAAAGGAGUUGAGAAGAAGGGUAAGAGGACAGUAUAUGUUCUACAUUUCUGAAUUCAGAAAUGUAAUCCUGUUUGAGUAACUUGCUAUUACUGUACAGUUCCAGGUGGAGUGGAAACACGCUAUAGCUGCUGUGAGGGUGUGGUUGGAUGCCCUGGAUGCCAAGUUUUCAAGGUAAUAAGAAGACGAACAGGGGAUAACACCUAUUUUCCAUAAGACCCUUCAAAGAUGUCAUGAAACAUUUUGUAUCCCCCACAUACGUCUCCCCCUCAUCUGCAUGUCCAUGACACAGUUAGCCUGGAUGGCUUUGUCAGUACCCUUCCUAGACCUGCCUCUGAUAAGGGCUGCCCGGGGGUGAUCUCAAUCGACUGUGAAAUGGUGAGAUUCAACAGUCUGAUUAUGGAAAUCAUAGGCAACAUUUUGCAUGACAUGCCAAUUAAAGCUAGGUCAGUGUGUUUUGAACACACUGCCGUAUUAGUGAUCUGGUAAAGUUUUUUUGUUUACUGUAUGACUAAUAUAUGUAGUCUUUCUUCCUUCAGUGCUAUACAACUCAUGGUCUGGAGCUGGUUAGAGUGACUGUUGUCAACUCCAGUUUGCAGGUCAUCUACAGUGGGGAAAAAAAGUAUUUAGUCAGCCACCAAUUGUGCAAGUUCUCCCACUUAAAAAGCUGAGAGAGGCCUGUAAUUUUCAUCAUAGGUACACGUCAACUAUGACAGACAAAUUGAGGAAAAAAAAUCCAGAAAAUCACAUUGUAGGAUUUUUAAUGAAUUUAUUUGCAAAUUAUGGUGGAAAAUAAGUAUUUGUUCACCUACAAACAAGCAAGAUUUCUGGCUCUCACAGACCUGUAACUUCUUAAGAGGCUCCUCUGUCCUCCACUCGUUACCUGUAUUAAUGGCACCUGUUUGAACUUGUUAUCAGUAUAAAAGACACCUGUCCACAACCUCAAACAGUCACACUCAACUCCACUAUGGCCAAGACCAAAGAGCUGUCAAAGGACACCAGAAACAAAAUUGUAGACCUGCACCAGGCUGGGAAGACUGAAUCUGCAAUAGGUAAGCAGCUUGGUUUGAAGAAAUCAACUGUGGGAGCAAUUAUUAGGAAAUGGAAGACAUACAAGACCACUGAUAAUCUCCCUCGAUCUGGGGCACCACGCAAGAUCUCACCCCGUGGGGUCAAAAUGAUCACAAGAACGGUGAGCAAAAAUCCCAGAACCACAUGGGGGGACCUAGUGAAUGACCUGCAGAGAGCUGGGACCAAAGUAACAAAGCCUACCAUCAGUAACACACUACGCCGCCAGGGACUCAAAUCCUGCAGAGCCAGACGUGUCCCCCUGCUUAAGCCAGUACAUGUCCAGGCCCGUCUGAAGUUUGCUAGAGUGCAUUUGGAUGAUCCAGAAGAGGAUUGGGAGAAUGUCAUAUGGUCAGAUGAAACCAAAAUAGAACUUAUUGGUAAAAACUCAACUCGUCGUGUUUGGAGGACAAAGAAUGCUGAGUUGCAUCCAAAGAACACCAUACCUACUGUGAAGCAUGGGGGUGGAAACAUCAUGCUUUGGGGCUGUUUUUCUGCAAAGGGACCAGGACGACUGAUCCGUGUAAAGGAAAGAAUGAAUGGGGCCAUGUAUCGUGAGAUUUUGAGUGAAAACCUCCUUCCAUCAGCAAGGGCAUUGAAGAUUAAACGUGGCUGGGUCUUUCAGCAUGACAAUGAUCCCAAACACACCGCCCGGGCAACGAAGGAGUGGCUUCGUAAGAAGCAUUUCAAGGUCCUGGAGUGGCCUAGCCAGUCUCCAGAUCUCAACCCCAUAGAACAUCUUUGGAGGGAGUUGAAAGUCUGUGUUGCCCAGCGACAGCCCCAAAACAUCACUGCUCUAGAGGAGAUCUGCAUGGAGGAAUGGGCCAAAAUACCAGCAACAAGUGUGUGAACUUCAGCUUUAAUCAUGUGUUUGCAUUCCGGCUACUCUUGUUUUACUCCUAAAUUGGCAACUUUUUGUCUUGUGUGUUUUGUUUCUGGGUAAAAAAAAAGCUUUAAAGAGGAUUUUACUGUCAGUGGUGGGGCCACCUUACUACGCAAGAAGGAGUUAACCUACCACUUGGGAAAGGAGUUGAGAAAGAGGGUUAAGAGGACAGUAUAAGUUUCUACAUUCUGAAUUCCAGAAGUAUGGUAAUCCUGUUUGAGUAACUUGCUAUUACUGUACAGUUCCAGGUGGAGUGGAAACACGUAUAGCUGCUGUGAGGGUGUGGUUGGAUGCCCUGGAUGCCAAGUUUUCAAGGUAAUAAGAAGACGAACAGGGGAUAACACCUAUUUUCCAUAAGACCCUUCAAAGAUGUCAUGAAACAUUUUGUAUCCCCCACAUACGUCUCCCCCUCAUCUGCAUGUCCAUGACACAGUUAGCCUGGAUGGCUUUGUCAGUACCCUUCCUAGACCUGCCUCUGAUAAGGGCUGCCCGGGGGUGAUCUCAAUCGACUGUGAAAUGGUGAGAUUCUGUCUGAUUAUGGAAAUCAUAGGCAACAUUUUGCAUGACAUGCCAAUUAAAGCUAGGUCAGUGUGUUUUGAACACACUGCCGUAUUAGUGAUCUGGUAAAGUUUUUUUGUUUACUGUAUGACUAAUAGAUGUAGUCUUUCUUCCUUCAGUGCUAUACAACUCAUGGUCUGGAGCUGGUUAGAGUGACUGUUGUCAACUCCAGUUUGCAGGUCAUCUAUGACACCUUUGGAAGCUGA